UGUAACUACUAGUACUAGCUGCUUCUUCCACUCCUUCGAUAUGAGAUGUCUCAUACAAUUUUGCUCCUGCUCAUCUUCCACUGCAUCUGUUACUAAUACUACUUCUUUAAUUACCUUCAAUAACAUUAUUCGAGCAUCUCUCGAAAAAGGGUCUCCUCGAAAAGCUCUAUUGGAUUAUCAGACUAUUUUCAGCUCGACUUCUGUGUUGCCUGAUUUUCAAACCAUUUCUCAUGCACUUGAAGCUUGCAAAAUUUUAUCAGAUGACAGAACUGUAGUACAGUUCCAUGCCAGAAUGUUAAAAUCUGGUUUUGAUUCAUACCCAUCUCUUUUAACUUCUUUGAUAUCCAUAUACGUUUCUCAUAAACAACUCGUUGAUUAUGCUUGUUGUCUGCUUGAUGAAAUUCCCAAGUGGGGUUUCAGUCUUUUUUCUGUGAAUUUGGUCAUUGCAGGCUAUUUAAAGGCUGGGAAGUUCGAUAGUGCAAACCGACUGUUUCGCCAAUCACCUUAUAGGGAUGUUGUUUCAUGGAACUCUAUGAUAACCGGCUGCGUUAGACAUGGCAGUCUAAAAGAGGCAGUAACUUUAUUUCGUCGAAUGCUCAGUUCUGGUAUUGAACCAGAUGGGUUUACCUUUGCAUCAGUUCUUACAGCUUGCGGUCGACUUGGAGCUAUUAGUAAUGGAAAAUGGGUUCAUUCUUUGAUGACAGAAAGACAGAUUGAGCUAAAUUAUAUACUGAAUUCAGCAUUAAUUGAUAUGUAUUCAAGAUGUGGAAGAAUUGAAACUGCUAAGGAAGUAUUUGAAAGCGUGAAACGAGAACAUAUAUCUGUUUGGAAUUCGAUGAUUACAGGAUUAGCAAUGAAUGGACUUGCUUGGGAAGUAAUCGAAAUCUUUACUCGUUUAAAGAGAGAAGAUAUUAAAGCAGAUUCAAUCACCUUUGUUGGAAUCCUAUCUGCUUGUAGCCACUGCGGACUAGUCGAACAAGGUCGCCAGUUUUUCAAUUCAAUGAGAAAGAAUUACUCGAUUGAGCCUGAGAUUGAACAUUAUGGAGCAAUGGUUGAUCUUUUGGGCAGAGCAGGUCUCUUGGAAGAAGCUCGUGAGAUGAUACAGACAAUGCCAAUGAAGCCAGAUGUAGUUGUGUGGAGAUCACUGUUGAGUGCUUCUCGAAUUCAUGGAAAGCCUGAGAUUGGUGAACUAGCAGCUGGAAAAAUGUCGUCUGAUCUGCGAAGUGGAGAUUAUGUGUUGUUAUCAAACAUUUACUCUUCGGCAAAAAGAUGGGAUAAUGCUGAGAGAAUGAGAGAAGGGAUGAGAAAAAAUGGAUUUCGAAAGAAUCAAGGAUUGAGUUGGAUUGAAGUUAAAGGUGUUAUUCAUCAAUUCAAAGCAGGUGACCGGUCGGUUCCUGAGUCCGAUAUGAUAUAUAAGGUUUUGGAAAGAGUGAAUGCAAGGAUCAAACUUGAUGGUUAUGUUCCUGCAAUUGAGUUAGUAUUAAUGGAUGUCUCAGAGGAGGAAAAGGAGGGAAAUUUGAAUUGUCACAGUGAAAAACUUGCAACUGCUUAUGGGGUUUUAAAAACAAGUCCGGGAACUGAAAUUAGGAUCUCAAAAAACCUUAGGACUUGCUGCGACUGUCAUUGUUGGUUGAAAAUGGUUUCAAGACUAUUAAACCGGGUGAUUGUCAUGAGGGAUCGCAUUCGUUUUCAUCGGUUCGAGAGUGGUUCAUGUUCUUGUGGGGAUUACUGGUAAGUGGCAAGUGCAUGACUUGAUAAUAAUUGUCCCAGCUGGGAACCUGCUUAUAUUCGUAACCCCAUAACUAGAGAAUCUGUUUUUCUUCCAAAAUUUAAUAGAUCAAUAUCAAGGGCUUACCUUGAUGAUUUUCUGUUUAAGCGGAUUCGGUUAUGUUUCUUCUACUAAUGAAUACAAGGUUCUUAGAAUGUACAAGUUGGCAUUAGAAGAACUUCCAGUUGUACAAGUUAAAAUUUACACUCUUGGAAGUGGCAAGGGGUGGAGACACAUGGGGAGACAUGGAAACCGUUUAGAAUACUUUUAUGCACAUAUGGUGUUUUUGCCAAUGGAUGCAAUUAUUGGAUGCUCUAGACAGGGAUAAUCACAGCAUUUAACUUAGCUGAUGAAAUUUUUGAUGAAUCGUCUGCUUGUUCGCUUCCUGGGAUGCCUGGUUGGGAUCCUAGACUUGGGUUAUUGGGGAAUUAUAUGAUUGCUACCGACCAAGACAAGACCAAAACUGUUAGCAUAUGGUUAUGAAAAAAGAAGGAAGAUGAGGCAUGGAGUUGGAGUGAGGAGUUCAGUUUAAGUGAUUUGGAUCCAGGCAGUAAUCUAGUUUCCUGGCGAAGUUCUAUGUUACUCGGAUACCAAGGUCACGCGUUAUGAUCCAAAACCUCCUUACAAAAUGCUGCUUGUGGAUUUUGGUAAAGAUAUCCGUCAAGCAAAACCUCAUGUGAACACCUUGGUUUCACUGAAAGCAUUAGGAGAAGAUACAUAAUGCAGUGAUCAGCGGAUGCAGCGGCAGUAGGAAGAAAGAGAUCUGCACGUACCUAUAUAAUCUGGCCUUAAAAGAAAAUGGAAAGAUUCUCCCUCAAUUCCAGGCAGAGGCAUAUUCACCUCAUAUCCAGCAAAUGGCUAGCGGGCAAAGCAUUUUGGCCUUUUGUCCAUGGGAAUUAAGAAGCUCCCCAUUCUUUAGCUGGAUAGGAGGAUCUACUGGUGCCCGUCAUCAAUAUGUUUGUUUGAAGUCUUUUUUAUAACAUCAUUUGUGGGUUUCUGCAUGAGGGUGUUGGAACUGUCAGAUUGGAAAAUGCCAACAAGAGGAUCCAUUUCAGAGUUAAAAGAUAUUGUAAAAUUGACACACUUCAGGUAUUCUUGUUGAGAAUUCGAGUACAUUCACUUUUUCUUUUCUUAUC
Molecule: messenger RNA, 2904 nt
Organism: Papaver somniferum (opium poppy)
Lineage: Eukaryota; Viridiplantae; Streptophyta; Magnoliopsida; Ranunculales; Papaveraceae
Product: pentatricopeptide repeat-containing protein At5g50990-like
Exons: 2
Coding region: 41-1735 (564 amino acids)
Biological process (GO): RNA modification
Molecular function (GO): protein binding; RNA binding; zinc ion binding
Source: RefSeq, a predicted model, not a curated record